This is a messenger RNA of Perkinsus marinus ATCC 50983, 1437 nucleotides long. Its product is annotated as dual specificity protein phosphatase, putative. Bases 1 to 1437 code for a protein of 478 amino acids. The transcript has 16 exons. Gene Ontology annotation, cellular component: cytoplasm. NCBI's taxonomy places the organism in Eukaryota, Perkinsozoa, Perkinsida, Perkinsidae. Gene Ontology annotation, molecular function: JUN kinase phosphatase activity. The record is from RefSeq and is a predicted model, not a curated record. Gene Ontology annotation, biological process: regulation of MAP kinase activity; protein dephosphorylation.
AUGGCUAGUGCUUGGCGGAGGUAUUAUACGUUGCUGCAUGUCUUCCAUUUGUCGGUGCUUUUGUGGAUGUCCCUCUACUUCAGUUUAUGGUACCGGUCUCUGAAAGAGCAGGAUGUCACUGGCAACCCCAACACGCUGACGGCCAGGUGGCUGCCGCAGUUGUCGCAGAAGAUCUAUGAUAUAUUAGAGUUGAUGAUGUAUUUAUUAACGGCUUUGGGAUGGCAGACCUCACGACCGAGAUUGAACAGAACGGAGGUUAGAUUUGCUGGAGUCAUUUCCACCGUGUCGAUGUAUCUCGGAUUCUUCGAAAUUACUUGCACGUCCGAGCAAGUCUGUGCGGGUUACCGACUCUCUCGACUCAUCCUUCAUUCACUCGCUUACCUUUGCAUCAUAGUAGCCGUCAACUUCCAUCUAGCGGUCAUCAACAAUCAGAUUCGAGAGGCUGGUAUUAGUCUGGACACAGGAAGGAUGUAUCAGCGGUUUUACGCGUACUCUGCUUUUAGGGUUGCAUUUCUGCUGUUCAUAAUUCAACCAACGGUUAUGUUGUUCAUCCAGAUGUCCGUAUUCAGUUGGUACGAGGAAUGGGCCGUCACUCUUAUUUAUUGGCUCAUCAAGUGGCUCCUGCUACUGGCAGUAGCUUGGAGCUUCAAGCCUAGACCGAAGAAUUUGAAGUUAUUCAACAUUGCGGUGGCUGACCAGCGAAGGGAGUUCGAGGAAGACGAUGAGCAACAACAACGCGAUCGAGGCGGGGAAGCCUGGUCGAUUGGAGAUUCUCUUGUCGGAUGUGGGAUGAGGGCGAACGAGGAUAUGUUUUGUAGUGCUGAUGGGCGGGCGCGGCAGGCUAUGCAGAGGAGCUUGUGUGCGCUGCAGAUUGUUAAAAGUGAUAACGGUCUCCAUCGAAUUACUGAGAGAUUGUAUGUGAGCUCAGUGAGUGGAGCGAUGAAUUUGAAGGAAUUGAGGCAGCAUAGAAUCUCCCACAUAUUGUGCGUGGCGAGCGGCAUCAGACCGCUUUAUCCGGAUUGUUUCACGUACAAGUGCGCUGAUCUUCUGGACGCUGAUACGGAGAGCCUUCUUGAUAUUCUGCCAAGUUGCUUGUCGUGGAUGAUAUGUGCGCAGCGCGAAGAUUCCGAGAAUAGGAUACUUGUUCAUUGUUUUGCAGGGAAGUCGAGAUCGGUCGGAGUGUUGUUGGCAUAUUUGGUGCUGACGUUGAAGAUUCCAUUACGACUGGCGUUCGCACAUCUCCGUCGAAUGAGGCCACAGUGUAGUCCCAAUGGCGGGUUUAUGGAGCAAUUGGGGGCUUUUGAAAAGGAGGUUUUGAAGGCAGAUGGGUUGACAUCGCAGGCUGAAGGGGAGGAGCUGAGGGAAGCGUUGGAGUUGAUAGUGGUAAAGGCGAAGAAGCGGUUGAGUGAGUACAUGUUUCGUAUCUUUUUUGGUUGA